AUGCAUACCGAAAGGGUUAAGGCUGAGCCUUUCCCAGAGGUAACGGUGAGUGAGGCCGACCGAGGAGAGGUCAAGGCCUUGCAUAAUGAUAUGAUGGUAUUUGUUCUGAAGAUAGCCAAUUUGAAGAUUAAGAGGAUACUGAUUGAUACGGGUAGCUCGUCCGAUAUCAUCAGCCUCUCCUGUUUGAAAAUUUUCAAAUUCCCAGAAGAUGAUCUGAAGGAUGUUUCUCACCCGUUGGUUUGGUUUGGAGGGACAGUUAUUCACCGGGCCGGACAAAUUGACUUGCCGGUCUGGCUAGGGAAGAAAAGGGUAGGAAGGGACAUGGUGGUCCGCUUCCUAGUGGUCAAAGAGCUAACACGCUACAACGUCAUACUCGGCCGACCCACCUUGACCGCAACCAAGGCAGUUAUUGUGCCACACCUUAUGCUGAUGAAGUUUGAAAGAUUGGACGGGCAGAUUGGCUCGAUCUAG
Chenopodium quinoa (quinoa) is the source of this 471-nucleotide messenger RNA. RefSeq lists its product as uncharacterized. The transcript has a single exon. The coding region runs from base 1 to 471 and encodes 156 amino acids. The record is from RefSeq and is a predicted model, not a curated record. NCBI's taxonomy places the organism in Eukaryota, Viridiplantae, Streptophyta, Magnoliopsida, Caryophyllales, Amaranthaceae.